This is a messenger RNA of Plasmodium fragile, 1788 nucleotides long. RefSeq lists its product as uncharacterized. Gene Ontology annotation, molecular function: protein binding. NCBI's taxonomy places the organism in Eukaryota, Apicomplexa, Aconoidasida, Haemosporida, Plasmodiidae. Gene Ontology annotation, cellular component: preribosome, large subunit precursor. The record is from RefSeq and is a predicted model, not a curated record. The coding region runs from base 1 to 1788 and encodes 595 amino acids. The transcript has a single exon.
AUGGAUUUCCGAAACUGCCUGUCGAGUGAUGAUUACAUGUUUGAAAUAAAAAACAAUGAGCAGCUCUUCGAUGGGAACAGAAUGGUGAGCAAUAUAAAACCCCUAUGGAGCUUCAAAGGACACGACAACUCGAUUGAGGGGAUCCAUCUCGUGGGCGAAAAGGAGUUUGUAACCAUUUCGCACGACUGUCUGGUCUCCGUGUGGUCCAUAGAUGGUGACAAAAAAAGAGCAGCGAAUGUAGUGGAUGUAAAAAAUGUAACAAACGUGAAGAACAUUAAGCUGGCUAACCCUAUACUAUGUUCCAGCUACCAUGAGACGAAAGGGUACCUGUGUGUCGGAAUGACAAACAAAAAUGACAAUAUAUGCGUAAUCGACAUGGGAGAAAAGAAGGUUAAAGAAAUAUUAGCUAGCCAAUGUAAUUCUAUUUUUUGCAUGAAUUAUUUUGAUGAAAAUAAAAUGACAUAUGGAAGUAAAGAAGGAUCCAUAUGUCUAAUAGAUUUUAAUAAAAAAAAAAAUGUAUACAGAUAUGAAGAGAUGGGUGAUUGUUUAAAUUAUUGCACUUGUAAUGAGGAACAUAAAAUACACAUUUUUAGUUCCUACAAGGGGAACAUGUUAUUUUUUGAUUUCAGACAAGCCUUGCCUAUUCAUAAAAAUGGGGACUUACACUCGAAAUAUUCUAUCAAUACAAUUUUCUCAGAUGGGAAUUCCUUGUACUCAGGAGCAUCAGAUUGUUUAAUAAAAAAAUUUGACUUACGUUUUCUUGAUGAGAACAAGCCAGUGGAAAUAUAUGUUGGGCAUACUUCACCUAUUCGCUUUUUAUCCUUCUCCACAAAAUAUGAUAACCUCUUUUGCUCUUCAUCAGAUAAUGGUAGUAUAAAACUUUGGCAGAGUGAGAAGAAUGUAGAUGGGGUGAAUAGGUCAAGUACCUUUGUAGCUUGUCCAGUUUCUACUUCUGGGGAGAGUGCAAGUUGUGCCUUUGUGCCUCCCCUUCCUGGAGACCUAACCGCCAAAACGGCUACAGAAAGGAGCAGAAAUGGAGGAAAGAAUUUUCUACAGUUGAAUAAAAAAACGGUCAAAAGUAGCAACCGAUCCAGUUCUAUCGUAUCUGAGUGCAAUUAUAGAAAAUCACCUGAUUUGUUUAGAAAAGAAAAUAGCAAUAGAAAUUACGACAAAGUAGGGGGGAAGGUAGAACGGGUUAGUAUGCUCGACACCUAUAGGAAAAGGACUUUGACUCCAAAUGUGCAGAGCAUCCAUGAUAAAAGGGUACAAGUCAUGUCCAGGAACGAGUUAUUCAACAUUAUUAAAAAAGGAAGUGUCAAUAGUGGGAAGGACAUCUCGCAUAAUGUUAAGAGUAAGAUUUAUUUAGGGAACGCAAAGGAGGGGUCCAUUCAGGAACAAGUCAAAGGCGCGAGGACAUCUAGCAGGUUAAAACUACCACUAACAUCGCAGCAUUGUGUACCCACCUCUAAGAAUAGCAUCAGCUGUAGGAACCUCAAGGGGAAAAACAAAAUUAGCAUAAGCGUAUCCAAUGAUGACUCUACCAAGGGAGGAGAGGACAGCCAAUUGGGAUUGAAACCCCACCAAUUCGACAUCCCCUUCCUACUUUUUAAUGAAAGCGAUUUAGCCAGCAGUCAUGCGAAGAAAAUUAAAAUAAGGCACUCCACUCUUUCCAUGUUGAAUCAUAAGGGCCGCGUUUCCUCGAUGGUGUGGGUAGGCGACUUGAUCUUGUCUACGUCGUGGGACCAGACGGUGAAGUGUUGGGACAUUUGUGGGCACGUCGCGGAGUAG